AUGUGGAUGGUUAGGCCGAGCUGCUUACUGGUGGCAAGACGAAUCGCUGGCUAUUCAAGAUGUCUGAGUUGUAAUGCAUGCGGAGUUGAUUUGCAGAAGCAAGACCCUACUGGUAAAGGUUACUACAUUCAGCCGAGCAAACACGAAACAAACUUUCAGAAGGAAAUUGAGGCUGUCAAAUAUAUGCUAUUUAGCCAAGAUAUUCAGGUUUUGAAAGAUGCGGGAAAGACCCAGUCGCAAAAGGAAGAACAUUCACUGAUCUGUAAGAGGUGUAACGAUGCGUUGCAUCAUAAUAAGUACGAUUUGCGAGACUUUCCUCGAACUUCUAUUCCACAGUUAUAUGAAAGCAUCCCAUUAGGUGGUAAGCUUCUGCAUGUCGUUCCGUUUUCUGAAUUUCCAUUGGGGUUAUCAAAGAAAGUUCUCACUGAUAGAAAGCACGAUGCAUCGUUGCUACUAACGAAAAGUGAUCAAGUGCUGUCCAGUAAGGGGACGCUGUCGAAAUAUGUUCCUCAAUUUUUGCAAGAUUUUAUGAAGUAUCAAAUGGGAUUAACGACAAAUAAAACAAUUGCUAUGUCAUCUCUAAGAAAUUGGAAUAUUGAACUUCUAAAUGCAUCUUUACGGAAAAUGACAUUUUUAUUUGGUUGUGCAAAUGCUGGCAAAUCGACAUUAAUCAACACUUUGAGCAAAAAAUAUACGGGCCAUAAAGUCAACUUCCACAAACAAGGAAACUUGCUGGCGAUUGAUGAGGAUGUUAAAAAUUCAACUAAAUCUCAAAUGGCAGGCGUAUCCCACAUCCCCAAUAUGACGAGAGCUCUACAGGGAUAUCAAAUACAAGAUAAAGUCAUAUUUGAUUUACCAGGUUACACCGAAGACAUGGAUGCCGCAUAUUUAGAACAAAUAGUACGUAAGGAUUGGAUAAAAAGAGUGAGAGAUACCGCUUUGUUCAAACAUGAGAGACUCAAGAAGAAAAAUUACGUCACAUUGAAAGGUACUGAGCAAGGUUCAUGUUAUACGUUAGGUGGAUUAUUUUUCAUUGUUCCUCCAAAGGGAACUAUAAAUCAAAUUGUGAACUAUAUUCCUGGUGAAUAUUCCAUUUAUAGGAACAUAGAUAAAGCGUUAGAAGUGUUCAAAAAUUGUAAUGCUAAUUCAAACCAUGCAUUGGAUAAGUACUGCGGUAUAUUAUCUUCCACCUGCACUAAAGAAGCAUACAUUCGUCACAUAAUACCUCCUUUUAGAGGAAGUAUAGAAAUUGUCUUCAAAGAUAUCGGUUAUGUGCUCCUUAGAACCACCGGCAAAUUCGACUUCAUGGGAUUUCACGAAGUAUGGGCACCCAGAGGAAUCAAAGUAAUAAUCAGAGAGCCAUUGGAAAAGACCAUUCGAGCAUCAAGUGAACUAUAUAUUCAAUCGAAGGGAGUCCAGCCAGCAUGUCCUACUGAUAGAAUGUUUUUCAGUUCAACGUACGAAAUACCAUUCGGCGAAACUGAUAUUCUAUCUAAGAUGAAAGAAAUGUAUUUGGAAAGGACAAGGGGCAAGAAAAAUUGUGUUGAGAUUGGAAAUGAAGAUCCAUUUAUUAUAAUUGAAAGGUACAAGGCUAAUACUUUGACAAACCCGUUUUGGUACUAUAAUUUUUGA
Molecule: messenger RNA, 1632 nt
Organism: Kazachstania africana CBS 2517
Lineage: Eukaryota; Fungi; Ascomycota; Saccharomycetes; Saccharomycetales; Saccharomycetaceae
Gene: GEP3
Product: Gep3p
Exons: 1
Coding region: 1-1632 (543 amino acids)
Cellular component (GO): mitochondrion
Source: RefSeq, a predicted model, not a curated record